CUGUAAGAAUUCAGAAUCAUAAGCGAGCAUGCAAUGCAAAUAAAAAACCAUGAACUUAUCAUUAAUUUUCCCACUUAAUUCCUCUUCAAAUUCUAAUCAUAAUCACAGCCAUGGCAAUAUCAGAACACACGGAAUCAGAAUUGUCAGAGUCACCGCCAGCACUAGUAGUCAACCACCGCCACUCUGAACCGCCGGACAUGGAGGCUGUGUUUGAUUUUCUACGCAAAAAUGGCUUAAAAGAAGCUGAAUUUGCUCUGAAACAGGAUAUGAUUGAGAGGAAUGAACUUGGUUCUUUUGACUUUGAGAAAUUCUUGUUUGUUUUGCCUCCUGUUAAGAUUCCGGCGAAGCUCCGGUUGCCGGAGAAGGUUUCUGGCGGUGGUUUUAAUGAUGGGGGGAGAUUGAAUUCUGGGUCUGGUUCAGAUGAUGAUGAGUUUGUUAGCUUGGGAUCUUCUACUAGUGAGUUGUGCUCUUCAGAAUUUACAAAUCCAUAUGGACUUCGUUCUGCAUCUCAGGCUAAUUCAGAAACAUCAUCAGAUAGAUUGUCUGAAUUUGGCACAGCACGUGACUACCCGGAUUUUGAUUUGCAAAAUGACUUUUAUUGGCACGAUAAUAACAAUGAAGGAAGCUUCAUGAGUCCUUCCUUUAACGGUGUAGACUAUUUCGGCGGUCCAAGUGAGGAUAAGUUUGUCAUGACAUCCGAGCUUGGGAACCAUUUUGAAAAUCCACUUGAUCUUUACGGUAAAAAUGAAGAAUUUGAAGCAGAAGCAAACAAUGAUUACCUGGACAAGCCUUGUCUUUUUAAUAUUAAAACUGUCAAAAAUACAAUCGAAGCUCAAUUACUUGACUACUAUCCAGUAAAGCAUCCGGAAGGAAACGUUGACGGACAUGAAAGUUCAGUUUCCUUUUGUAAAUGUUGUGCAGACAGAAGGGGGUUAUACGGUGAGUGUCUUACUGAUCCAAUUUUCUCAAACUCCAAAGAAACAGAUUUGAGUAGUUAUCGGCUAGAAGUUGGAGAUGAUCUCACUGAUUCAAAAACACAUUCUGGAGAUGGGUGGAUUAAAAAUUAUAAAAAUUACUCCGAGCUAAUACCAAAUGGAAUUAAUGACUAUGAGGAUGGAAAUGUUAGAGAAGCGUAUGAGCUCACGGCUUCCGCAGAAAAAGAGGACGCAGAAGUUAAUACAGAUGAGGUUUCGAUGUUUGAAAAUCAGGAAGAUGAAUAUGAAGUAUUUGAUCUACGAAUCAUACACCGGAAAAACAGGACGGGAUUCGAGGAAAACAAAGAUCUGCCUAUUGUUCUUAAUACUGUCAUUGCAGGCAGAUAUUAUGUGACAGAAUAUUUAGGCUCAGCUGCUUUCAGUAAGGUCGUGCAGGCACGUGAUCUUGACACGGGAGUAGAUGUUUGUCUGAAGAUUAUUAAAAAUGAUAAGGAUUUCUUCGAUCAAAGUUUAGAUGAAAUUAAACUUUUAAAGCUUGUAAACAAGCAUGAUCCGGCUGAUGAACGCCACAUUCUGCGUCUCUAUGACUACUUUUAUCACCAGGAGCAUCUUUUCAUUGUUUGCGAACUCCUCAAAGCAAACUUGUAUGAAUUCCAGAAAUUUAAUCAGGAAUCUGAAGGUGAACCUUAUUUCACGCUAAGCCGGCUGCAGGUCAUAACUCGACAAUGUUUAGAGGCACUCGAAUACUUGCAUCAUUUGGGAAUCGUUCAUUGUGAUUUGAAGCCGGAGAACAUUUUAAUAAAGAGUUAUAGAAGAUGUGAGAUAAAGGUUAUUGACCUCGGAAGCAGUUGCUUUCAAUCAGACAACUUAAGCCUCUACGUACAAUCUCGUUCCUACAGAUCCCCCGAAGUCAUUUUGGGUCUUCCUUAUGACCAAAAGAUUGAUUUAUGGUCUCUCGGCUGCAUUUUAGCGGAGCUAUGUUCCGGAGAAGUUCUAUUUCCAAAUGAUGCUGUCGUAAUGAUCCUCGCUCGCAUGAUCGGGAUCGUGGGACCUAUAGAGUCGGAGAUGUUGAUGAGGGGGCAGGAUACACACAAGUACUUUACAAAAGAAUAUGACCUCUAUUACGAAAAUGAGGAGACAAACCAACUAGAAUACAUAAUCCCAGAAGAAUCCUCAUUGGAACAUCAUCUGCAAACUUCCGAUGUGGAAUUUAUUGACUUCGUAAAAAGCUUACUCACAAUCAAUCCCGUGAGUCGCCCAACUGCAAGCGAGGCACUACAACACCCUUGGCUUUCUUAUUCAUACGAAUCCGAUUUUUACUAGCUCUUACACUCUUGUUGACAUGUGUUCGUCUUGUUUUCGAUCUUUGACGAGAUUGCAUGACCGGGAUGUAUAUUUCCGAUAUCAAUUUUGGUUUUAUGUGCAUUCAUACACUUCUUUGUCAGCACAUAAUUUAUUCUGUACAUAUCUUCUUUAACCCCUUCGAGUCGUCGGAAUUUGUACGAAAUGUAACGGGUGAUUGCUAUAAAGAAAAGGCAGUAUCAAUAAAAUACAGUAUUAUAUGCUUUUCAGUUUUAA
Mercurialis annua (annual mercury) is the source of this 2513-nucleotide messenger RNA. RefSeq lists its product as uncharacterized. Gene Ontology annotation, molecular function: ATP binding; protein tyrosine kinase activity; protein serine/threonine kinase activity. Gene Ontology annotation, cellular component: cytoplasm. Gene Ontology annotation, biological process: peptidyl-threonine phosphorylation; peptidyl-serine phosphorylation. The coding region runs from base 111 to 2258 and encodes 715 amino acids. The record is from RefSeq and is a predicted model, not a curated record. NCBI's taxonomy places the organism in Eukaryota, Viridiplantae, Streptophyta, Magnoliopsida, Malpighiales, Euphorbiaceae. The transcript has 7 exons.